Messenger RNA from Lutra lutra (Eurasian river otter), 7945 nucleotides. RefSeq names its product aggrecan (gene ACAN). The transcript is spliced from 18 exons. Gene Ontology annotation, molecular function: hyaluronic acid binding; calcium ion binding. Gene Ontology annotation, biological process: cell adhesion. Bases 106 to 7125 code for a protein of 2339 amino acids. Lineage: Eukaryota; Metazoa; Chordata; Mammalia; Carnivora; Mustelidae. The record is from RefSeq and is a predicted model, not a curated record.
CGCCGCCAGCCCCGGGCCUCCCGGCCCCGCGAGCCCCCCGGCCGCCUCGCCGGCUGUGUGGCACUGAAGUUCUUGCGAAGGGCGUCCAACUCUUCAAGGUGAACUAUGACCACUUUACUCCUGGUGUUUGUGACUCUGAGAGUCAUCACAGCCGUCAGCUCCCUAGAAGCUUCAGACCCUGACAACUCGCUGAGUGUCAGCAUCCCCGAACCAUCCCCUCUGCGGGUCCUCCUGGGGAACUCCCUCACCAUCCCCUGCUACUUCAUCGACCCCAUGCAUCCUGUGACCACCGCCCCCUCCACUGCCCCCCUCGCCCCGAGAAUUAAGUGGAGCCGCAUUUCCAAGGAGAAGGAGGUGGUCCUGUUGGUAGCCACGGAAGGGCAGGUGCGGGUCAACAGUGCCUACCAAGACAAGGUCUCGCUGCCCAACUACCCGGCCAUCCCCAGCGACGCCACCUUGGAAAUCCAGAACCUUCGCUCCAAUGACUCUGGGAUCUACCGCUGUGAGGUUAUGCACGGCAUUGAGGACAGCGAGGCUACCGUAGAGGUCGUGGUGAAAGGCAUUGUGUUCCAUUACAGAGCCAUCUCCACGCGCUACACGCUGGACUUCGACAGGGCGCAGCGGGCCUGCCUGCAGAACAGUGCCAUCAUCGCCACCCCCGAGCAGCUGCAGGCCGCCUAUGAGGACGGCUUCCACCAGUGUGACGCCGGCUGGCUGGCCGACCAGACUGUCAGGUACCCCAUCCACACUCCAAGGGAAGGCUGCUAUGGGGACAAGGAUGAGUUUCCAGGUGUGAGAACCUAUGGCAUCCGCGACACCAAUGAGACCUAUGAUGUCUACUGCUUCGCUGAGGAGAUGGAGGGUGAGGUCUUCUAUGCGACGUCUCCGGACAAGUUCACCUUCCAGGAGGCGGCCGACGAGUGCCGGCGUCUGGGCGCACGGCUGGCCACCACGGGCCAGCUCUACCUGGCCUGGCAGGGCGGCAUGGAUGUGUGCAGUGCCGGCUGGCUGGCCGAUCGCAGCGUGCGCUACCCCAUCUCCAAGGCCCGGCCCAACUGCGGGGGCAACCUCCUGGGUGUGCGGACCGUCUACCUGCACACCAACCAGACGGGCUACCCUGACCCCUUGUCCCGCUACGACGCCAUCUGCUACACAGGUGAAGACUUUGUGGACAUCCCAGAAAACUUCUUCGGGGUGGGCGGCGAGGAGGACAUCACCAUCCAGACCGUGACCUGGCCUGAUGUGGAGUUGCCGCUGCCUGGAAAUGUCACCGAGGGUGAAGCCCGAGGCAACGUGAUCCUCACUGUGAGACCUGUCUUCGGUGUCUCUCCCACUGUCCCGGAGCCCGAGGAGCCCUUCACGUUCACCCCGGAGCCCGAGGAGCCCUUCACAUUUGCCACUGUUGGAGGGGCCACUGCCUUCCCUGAGGCUGAGAACAGGACUGGAGAGAUCACCGGGCCCUGGGGUGUUCCCGCUACGCCCGGCCCAGCCUUCACUGCCUUCACCAGUGAGGACCAUGUUGUGCAGGUGACCGCAGCCCCAGGCACAGCUGAGGUGUCUGGGCGGCCGCGAUUGCCUGGGGGGGUUGUGUUCCACUACCGCCCAGGAUCUGCCCGCUACUCACUGACCUUUGAGGAGGCUCAGCAGGCCUGCCUGCGCACUGGGGCUGUCAUCGCCUCCCCGGAGCAGCUCCAGGCCGCCUACGAAGCAGGCUACGAGCAGUGUGAUGCCGGCUGGCUGCAGGACCAGACCGUCAGAUACCCCAUUGUGAGCCCACGGACUCCGUGUGUAGGUGACAAAGACAGCAGCCCCGGGGUCAGGACCUACGGUGUGCGGCCAGCAUCAGAAACCUAUGAUGUCUACUGCUACGUGGACAGGCUCGAAGGGGAGGUGUUCUUCAUCACACGCCUGGAGCAGUUCACCUUCCAGGAAGCGCUGGCAUUCUGUGAAUCUCACAACGCCACCCUGGCCUCCACGGGCCAGCUCUACGCCGCCUGGAGCCGAGGCCUGGACAAGUGCUACGCCGGCUGGCUGUCGGAUGGCAGCCUCCGUUACCCCAUCGUCACUCCGAGGCCUUCCUGCGGCGGAGACAAGCCAGGCGUGAGAACUGUCUACCUCUACCCCAACCAGACAGGCCUCCCUGACCCGCAAUCCCGGCACCACGCCUUCUGCUUCAGAGGUGUCUCAGCAGCGCCCUCUCCAGGAGAAGAAGAGGGCGGCACACCCACUCCCUCUGUCGUGGAGGACUGGAUCGCUACCCGAGUGGGGCCUGGUGUGGCUGCUGUCCCUGUGGGCGAGGAGACGACUGCCAUCCCAGACUUCACCAUUGAGCCGGAAAACCAGACGGAAUGGGAACCGGCCUACAGCCCAGCGGGCACUUCCCCACCGCCAGGGAUCCCUCCAACAUGGCCUCCCACCAGCACAGCAACAGAGGAGAGCACAGAAGCCCCUUCUGGAACGGAAGUGCCCUCAGCCUCAGUGGAGCCAUCCCCCUCAGAGGAGCCAUCCCCCUCAGAGAAACCAUCCCCGUCAGAGGAGCCGUCCCCCUCAGAAGAGCCAUCCCCCUCAGAGGAACCUUCGCUCCCCUGGGAGGAGCUGUCCACACUUUCACCCCCAGUGCCCAGUGGGACUGAGCUGCCAGGCUCUGGGGAAGUAUCCGGGGUACCUGAAGUCAGUGGUGACUUCACAGGCAGUGGAGAAGUUUCAGGACAUCUGGACUCUAGUGCGCAACCCUCAGGAGAAAGUGCAAGCGGACUGCCCUCUGAAGAUCUUGACGCCAGUGGGCUCACCUCUACUGUGGGCUCAGGCCUGCUUAUGGGAAGUGGACUGGCUUCAGGGGAUGAAGAUAAAAUUCCAUGGUCCAGCAUUCCUAAAGUUGGAGGUGAGGGCCUAGAGACCUCUGCCUCUGGAGUAGGGGAACUCAGCGGGCUACCUUCUGGAGAAGGUCCAGAAGCUUCUGCCUCUGGAGUAGGGGACAUCAGCCGGAUACCUUCUGGAGAAGGUCCAGAAGUCUCUGCCUCUGGAGUAGAGGACCUCAGCAGGCUGCCUUCUGGAGAAGGUCCAGAAGUCUCUGUCUCUGGAGUAGAGGACCUCAGUGGAUUACCUUCUGGAGAAGGUCCAGAAGUCUCUGCCUCUGGAGUAGAGGACCUCAGCAGGCUGCCUUCUGGAGAAGGUCCAGAAGUCUCUGUCUCUGGAGUAGAGGACCUCAGUGGAUUACCUUCUGGAGAAGGUCCAGAAGUCUUUGUCUCUGGAGUAGAGGACCUCAGUGGAUUACCUUCUGGAGAAGGUCCAGAAGUCUCUGCCUCUGGAGUAGAGGACAUCAGCCGGCUACCUUCUGGAGAAGGUCCAGAAGUCUCUGUCUCUGGAGUAGAGGACCUCAGAGGAUUACCUUCUGGAGAAGGUCCAGAAGUCUCUGCCUCUGGAGUAGAGGACCUUAGUGGAUUACCUUCUGGAGAAGGUCUAGAAGUCUUAGUUUCUGGAGUAGAGGACCUCGGUGGACUUCCUUCUGGAGAAGGUCCAGAAGUCUCAGCCUCUGGAGUAGAGGACCUCAGCCGGCUACCUUCUGGAGAAGGUCCAGAAGUCUCAGCCUCUGGAGUAGAGGACCUCAGUGGACUUCCUUCUGGAGAAGGUCCAGAAGUCUCAGCCUCUGGAGUAGAGGACCUCGGUGGACUUCCUUCUGGAGAAGGUCCAGAAGUCUCAGCCUCUGGAGUAGAGGACCUCAGCCGGCUACCUUCUGGAGAAGGUCCAGAAGUCUCAGCCUCUGGAGUAGAGGACUUCAGUGGAUUACCUUCUGGAGAAGGUCCAGAAGUAUCAGCCUCUGGAGUAGGGGAUCUCAGUGGACUUCCUUCUGGAGGAGAAGGAAUAGAGACCUUUACCUCUGGUGUAGGGGACCUCAGCAGGUUGCCUUCUGGAGAAGCUUCUGCCUCCGGAGUAGGGGACCUCAGCGGGAUACCUUCUGGAGAAGUUCCAGAAGCCUCUGCUUCUGGAGUAGGGGACCUCAGUGGACUUCCUUCUGGAAGAGAAGGUCUAGAGACUUCUGCCUCUGGUGUAGGGGACCUCAGCGGGCUGUCUUCUGGAGAAGGCCCAGAAGCAUCUGCCUCUGGAAUAGGGGACCUCAGUGGACUUCCUUCUGGAAGAGAAGGUCUAGAGACCUCUGCUUCUGGAGUAGAGGAUCUCAGUGGAUUGCCUUUAGAAGGGGAGGGUCUAGAGACCUCUGUUUCUGGCACUGAGGAUCUCAGCGGGUUACCCUCUGGAAAAGAAGACUCAAUUGGUUCAGCUUCUGGAGCCUUGGACUUUGGCAGAAUACCUUCUGGAACUGUGGGAAGUGGGCAAGCUCCAGAAGCAAGUGGCCUUCCUUCAGGGUUUAGUGGUGAAUAUUCAGGGAUGGACCUUGGAAGUGGCCCAUCCUCUGGUCUACCUGACUUUAGUGGACUUCCCUCUGGAUUCCCAACUGUCUCCCUAGUGGAUACUACCUUGGUGGAAGUGGUCACAGCUACCAGUGCAAGUGAACUGGAAGGGAGGGGAACUAUUGGCAUCAGCGGUGCUGGAGAAACGUCAGGACUGCCCUUCAGUGAGCUGGACAUUAGUGGGGCAGUUAGUGGCCUCCCUUCAGGAGCUGAACUCAGUGGCCAAGCAUCUGGGUCUCCUGAUAUCAGUGGGGAAACAUCUGGAUUCUUUGGUGUCAGUGGACAGCCAUCAGGGUUUCCUGACAUCAGUGGGGGAAUAUCUGGGCUUUUUGAGGUCAGUGGACAGCCAUCAGGGUUUUCUGGGGAAACAUCUGGAGUGACCGAGCUUAGUGGACUGCCCUCCAGACAACCGGAUGUCAGUGGAGAAGCCUCUGGAGUUCUUUCUGGCAGUGGCCCACCAUUUGGCAUAACCGACAUCAGUGGAGAAGAAUCCGGGAUCCCUGAUAUCAGUGGGCAGCCAUCAGGGUUGCCAGAGUUCAGUGUGACAACUUCUGAAGUCCCUGGCCUGGUUCCCGGGACCACGAGUGGCAGUGGCGAGUCUUCUGGAAUUACAUUUGUGGACACCAGUUUGGUUGAAGUGACCCCAACUAUGUUUAAAGAAGAAGAAGGUUUAGGGUCUGUGGAAGUCAGUGGACUCCCUUCAGGGGAGGCAGAUGUCUCGGGCAUAUCUGGGAUCAUGGAUGUCAGUGGCCAAUCUUCUGGAGCAAUUGACUCUAGCGGGUUGACAUCCCAGCCUCCAGAAUUCAGUGGCCUACCAAGUGGAGUAGCGGAAGUCAGUGGAGAAUCCUCUGGAGCAGAGACUGGGAGCAGCCCGCCCUCGGGAGCCUAUGACAGCAGUGGACUCCCAUCGGGGCUCCCCACUGUGUCUCUUGUAGACAGAACUUUGGUGGAAUCCAUCACCCAGGCUCCGACAGCCCAGGAAGCAGUAGAAGGGCCUUCGGGCAUUUUGGAACUCAGCGGGGCCCAUUCUGGAGCCCCAGAUGUGUCUGGAGACCACUCGGGGGUUUUGGACCUAAGCGGGCUGCAGUCCGGGCUGCUGGAGCCCAGUGGAGAGCCGUCGAGUACUCCGUAUUUUAGCGGGGACCUUUCUGGCACCGUGGAUGUAAGUGGAGAUUCCUCUGCAUCCACAAGCACCAGUGGGGAGGCCUCGGGGCUUCCAGAAGUUACUUUAAUCACUUCAGAGUUCGUGGAGGGUGUCACCGAACCAACUGUUUCCCAGGAACUUGCCCAAAGACCCCCUGUGACACAUACCCCGCUGUUUGAGUCCAGUGGAGAAGCCUCUGCGUCUGGGGAAGUUAGUGGAGCUACACCAAUGUUCCCCGGGGCUGGGCUAGAAGCGUCAUCAGUCCCGGAAUCCAGCAGGGAGACGUCUGUCUUUCCUGAGGCUGGGGUGGGGAUGUCUGCCGCCCCUGAGGCCAGCGGAGGAGUUUCCGGGGUGCCUGAGGUAGGUGAAGCCACCUCCGCCUUCCCUGAAGCGGAUGUGGAGGGGGCCUCAGGCCUGGGAGUGAGCAGCAGUGCCUCUGCCUUUCCUGAAGACCCCAGGGAGGGCUCGGCCACCCCUGAAGUACAAGAGGAGACGACCAGCACCUAUGCUGUGGGCACAGAGUCGUCAGGCUGGCCUUCGGCCACUCCAAUGACAUCUGGAGACAGGACUGAAGUCAACGGAGACCUGUCCGGUCCCACGUCGGGGCUGGAUGUUGUCAUGAGCCCCAGCGUCCCAGAGUCCGAGUGGAUCCAGCAGACCCAGCGCCCUGCAGAGGCACCUCUAGAAAUUGAGUCCUCAAGCCCCUUGCACUCAGGAGAAGAGACCCAAACUGCCGAAACAGCCACCUUCCCCACGGAUGUUUCCAUCCCCACUUCUACACGAGGGACAGAUGAAUCAGCACCAACCAUUCCAGACAUUGAUGAAUGCCUCUCAAGUCCUUGUCUGAAUGGAGCCACCUGCGUGGACGCCAUGGACUCUUUCACAUGCUUAUGCCUUCCCAGCUACCGAGGGGACCUGUGUGAGAUUGACCAGGAGCUGUGUGAGGAGGGCUGGACCAAGUUCCAGGGUCACUGUUACCGCUACUUCCCGGACCGCGAGAGCUGGGUGGAUGCCGAGAGCCGGUGUCGGGCCCAACAGUCACACCUGAGCAGCAUCGUCACCCCCGAGGAGCAGGAGUUUGUCAACAACAACGCCCAAGACUACCAGUGGAUCGGCCUGAAUGACAGGACCAUCGAAGGGGACUUCCGCUGGUCAGACGGACACUCCUUGCAAUUUGAGAACUGGCGCCCCAACCAGCCAGACAACUUCUUCGUCAGCGGAGAGGACUGCGUGGUGAUGAUCUGGCACGAGAAGGGGGAGUGGAACGACGUGCCCUGCAAUUACCACCUGCCCUUCACGUGUAAAAAGGGCACAGUGGCCUGCGGCGAUCCCCCCGUGGUGGAACACGCCAGGACCUUCGGGCAGAAGAAGGACCGGUAUGAGAUCAAUUCGCUGGUGCGGUACCAGUGCACCGAGGGCUUUGUCCAGCGCCACGUGCCCACCAUCCGCUGCCAGCCCAGCGGGCACUGGGAGGAGCCUCGGGUCACCUGCACAGACCCCUCCACAUACAAGCGCAGACUACAGAAGCGGAGCCCACGGGCCCCACGGAGGAGCCGCCCCAGCACAGCCCACUGAGGGGAGCCUCCAGGACGCGCCCAGGAUGCUGAGCCCAGGAGCCUCGCCAGACUGACGUCCCACCCGAAUGGUGUCCCCUUCUUGUCGCUUUCCGUCAUAUAAGGAAUUCCAUUAAAGAAGGAGAAAAACAAAUCCCACAUUGUGUAUGCAACCGCCCCCCCACCCCCCCAAUUGCCAAAACUGCAUCUGAUUCCCCCCCCCCAAUGCCAAAGCCAAGCAAACGUAUUGUAACCCGUGGACUGAGUUUAGAGACAUUUCUUCAAUCUCCCGUUGUGCCUUUCCAGGGACCAGUGCAGGGACAGGGGGAGAAGGGGAAGGGUUAAGUUAAAUAAAGAAGAUUAUUUUUUGUUUCCUGACUUUAUCCAAGAGCAGUGCAAUCGUCCGUUCUUCCACCUCCAGGGAGAGCUAGGGGGGAGGGGGGAAGGGGAAGGAGGAGCUGGGACCGGAUGGCAGCUGAAUGUAUUGGAGGAAGGAGAGCUGCACCCUCUGUGUGGGGGAAGAAGCCUGGGGGAGAGGGGGCGGCCUCCGCUGAAGGUGAGGGGGCAGGAGAGAGCCGUGGAGGGAUCUUCCGCUGCGUGGGGGUCGGGUUCCCUCCCAGGGUCCCUCUUCCAGCAUCCUCUCACCCGGGUCUCCCACCCGAGCAGGUGUACAUCUCUCUCGGCAGGGCUGGGUGGGGAGGUCACUUCCUUCCCAGCGGGAGCGCCGCCCCACCCCUCCCCUCCCCCCACCCCCCACCCCCGGGACGGUGCAGGCACCAGAGUUCCGUGCACCUAUUUAUAUUUUUGAAAACUAAAGAUUAUGAUAAUUAUAAUAAUAAAGA